GUAAGUAAAGAAGAAGCUCUUGAGGGCCAUAUUUGUCUUUCUGGAAAAUAAAUUGCUCCAUUUUCCCUCACUAUAACGGAACAGUAGUCCUUCACGGCUCUCUCUCUCUCUCUCUCUCUAACAUCUUUCCCGGGGAAAUAGAGGGAAAAUUCUCAGUCAGAUAGGGUUUAGGGUUGUGUAACGAAUCAUAAAAAUGUCUCAGACGGGGAAAUUGAUGCCGAAUCUGGAUCAGCAGAGCACUAAGAUGCUCAAUCUCACUGUUCUGCAGAGAAUCGAUCCAUUCAUUGAAGAGAUUCUGAUCACGGCUGCCCAUGUCACUUUCUACGAAUUUAAUAUCGAGAGCAACCAGUGGAGUAGGAAGGACGUUGAAGGAUCUCUAUUUGUCGUUAAGAGGAAUACUCAACCGCGGUUUCAGUUCAUUGUAAUGAAUCGGCGAAAUACAGAAAACCUUGUAGAGAAUCUUUUGGGAGAUUUUGAAUAUGAAGUUCAAGUGCCAUAUUUGUUGUAUCGAAAUGCAGCCCAGGAAGUUAAUGGUAUUUGGUUUUACAAUUCUCGUGAAUGUGAGGAAGUUGCCAACCUCUUUAGUAGGAUACUUAAUGCAUACGCAAAGGUUCCUCCAAAGUCAAAGGUAUCUUCAAGUAAAAGUGAAUUUGAGGAGCUUGAAGCAGUUCCGAGUAUGUCAGUGAUUGAAGGUCCGUUGGAGCCUUCAUCAACUGUCUCUGCUCCAACUGAUGGUCCAGAGGAUUCUUCCUUUGAUAAUUUCUUUAGUGCAGCUAUGAAUAUUGGAAGCGGUGCCCCUAAUUUGGCAAAUUCAAGACAACCUUAUCAUUCUGCAGUCACUGUCUCAACACCCUCCCAUACGCCUAAUAUCGUUUCCCCACCUUCACAAACUCCACAACUACCAUCUCUUCCUCUUUCAUCUUUGCCUACUUCAGUAGCCAUCCGUGACACACCUGAUCCAAUCAGCAGUAGCAAUCGUGUUACUAAUCUUGUGAAGCCCUCUUCAUUUUUUACUCCACCUUCUUCGUCCACAUUGAUGGCUCCUCCUAUCUCAUCACCUCUGCCUACUGCUCCUGCUCUUCAUCCUCCCCUAAAUCUGCAACGCCCAUAUGGGACCCCAAUGCUUCAACCCUUUCCACCUCCCACGCCACCCCCAUCUUUGACUCCUAGUUCUUCUACCACACCUGUUAUUAACAGAGACAAAGUCCGUGAUGCACUUUUGACACUUGUUCAGGAUGAUCAAUUUAUUGACAUGUUUUAUCAAGCACUGCUGAAGGUGCAUCAUUCCUGAGGUACUAGAGAGACACGGCAGCCUUUUCCAUUGGCAUAUCUGAUCACGUAAAGGAUGCAUGCUUGUAACAUUGAGUUUGGUGUACAGUCUAGUCCACAGAUAUAAGGGUGACACACGUCCCUGUAAUGAGCUUAUUCAUAUUUGCCGUAAAGUUACCUGGUUGUGGUUGGAAGGGAUUUAUUAUUUGUUUCAGUAUUAGGGUGUCCUCCACUCUGAUGGAAAUGUUGUAGCAAUAGAAACAGAAAGUUUUUAUGAAUCUCAAGAGGUCAUUUGCAGUUUUUCAGGCUCCGUAGGACACUAGCAGUUGGGUCAAAAUCUGUGUUAAUAAGGAACUAAGGACAGUUGGUGGGAAAUGAUGUUUGCCUCUGCUUUCUAUUUCUUUA
This is a messenger RNA of Manihot esculenta (cassava), 1674 nucleotides long. RefSeq names its product mRNA-decapping enzyme-like protein. Gene Ontology annotation, molecular function: enzyme activator activity; mRNA binding. The coding region runs from base 194 to 1291 and encodes 365 amino acids. The transcript is spliced from 8 exons. The record is from RefSeq and is a predicted model, not a curated record. NCBI's taxonomy places the organism in Eukaryota, Viridiplantae, Streptophyta, Magnoliopsida, Malpighiales, Euphorbiaceae. Gene Ontology annotation, biological process: positive regulation of catalytic activity; deadenylation-dependent decapping of nuclear-transcribed mRNA; deadenylation-independent decapping of nuclear-transcribed mRNA. Gene Ontology annotation, cellular component: P-body.